Molecule: messenger RNA, 2883 nt
Organism: Nannizzia gypsea CBS 118893
Lineage: Eukaryota; Fungi; Ascomycota; Eurotiomycetes; Onygenales; Arthrodermataceae
Product: oxysterol-binding protein 2
Exons: 3
Coding region: 1-2883 (960 amino acids)
Biological process (GO): piecemeal microautophagy of the nucleus; endocytosis; exocytosis
Cellular component (GO): plasma membrane; intracellular membrane-bounded organelle; cytosol
Molecular function (GO): sterol binding
Source: RefSeq, a predicted model, not a curated record
AUGGCGGGCAUGGAGGAAUUGGAGAUACACAGCAAGUCAUAUCUCGUCCGCUGGAUAAACGUCAGCCCUGAGCAUACGAUAUCAUGGAGCAUCCAGCCACACAAGAAGUCGCUCAAUUUCGGAAUCUUCAAGCAUCCCGGCGCGUCAGGGCUUGCAAUCAACAGUGCUGCGUCUACAUAUUCGCAAACCACAGGGAGUGACAUCAACGACCUUUCAAAGGAGAACAACGGCCCUGCGAAACAGGCGGAUUCUUCACUUUUAAUUACGGAGAAGCUUAAGGGCGUUGGGCUGAAACCGAUCGAAUGGAUAGGGAAAUGCGAGGCUGACAAGAUAUCUCAGGGAACGUAUGACGUGGGUUCCAGUGAGGGAGGCAACUACGCUCUUGUUUUCGACAACACAUUCUCUAAACAAAUCUCCAAGACGGUUACCUUCGUCCUGCUCACCUAUCCGACUAGCUGCCCGCCACGCUCUGGACACCAAGUCCAUCACACCCAAGCCGCAGCUGGCCCGAUCGGAUCACAGGCACCUUCGCGCCCGAGCCCAAAACUCAGCGCGACCGAGACAGAAGCAGAGGCAAAGGCACGGGCUCAACAGCGAGGACGGCCUGGGUUCAGUGCUGCGGCCCCAGGCAGCUCAAAUGGGCCACCCACUGUAACAGACUCGUCUGCGAGCAUCGCGCCAUCCGUGCAUACCGGUAUACUGUCAAAAAGACGCCGUAAGCGACACCAAGGCUAUGCCCGACGGUUCUUCUCGCUGGACUUCAACUCAUCGACCCUAUCAUACUACCAUGAUCGCAACUCUUCUGCUCUGAGAGUGGAAAUAUGGCAUCUACGUGCACUAAAUAACCCCGAGUUUCAGGCCUGGAAGGAGGCGCUCGAGAAAGCAUCGAAUCAAGACAAUACUGUGGAGGAAGAGGAUGGCAGGCUUAAGGUGCCUACCUUGAUCACCAGGAGGCACAGCCAGAAUAAACCCAAGUCCCAGGAUUGGAAAACUAUCGAACGACUAGUUGGAUCGGUAUCUGCUUCGAGGGAUAAGGUUCGCCAGCUGGCUAAGGAUACAGACCCAAAGUACCUCAUGCCCACCCCAGACCGCGAGGGUAAUCAAAGCCCAGCAAACGGUGUACGUCGUGUUUCGCAACCCGGAGAUGGCUCUGAAAGCAAGGAGAAAAGGUCGUUCUGGAAACUCAAGGGUAAAGGUGACAGUGGCAGCAAUACGCCCACGCAACGUCCGGCUCUGUCACCUCUAGGACCACAGCAAACUCCUCCAGCUAGCAACGAAGGCUCCUAUUUCGACACCAGCUCAUUCAAAACCGCAAUUGGGUCUGGUGUUCAUGAAGACCUGAUGGCACUACUUCACGACCUGAACGCAGUCGUCUCCGAGUUUAAUACCCUAAUAAGUGACCGAAACCGUUCGAGGACGCCGAUAGCACUGCGGCCUGUUCAUUCAAACGUAACCGCUGAUUCUGAUUCAGAGGAGUUUUUCGAUGCUAUGGAUGGAGGUAACAUCUCUCCCUUGUUAACGAUUCACCAGGACAGUGGCGAGGAAGACUCAAAGAGCGUGGUCACGGCUGUUGAUGACGAUGCUGCGUCAUCUUCUGGCAGUGAUGUGGAUGAUAGAGACGAGUUCCUACGAGGCGACUUCAAACUCGACUCCUCAUCCUCACUGUUCCCAGUAAAGUCACGGUCGCUUGUUCCCUUACCGAUGGAAGCACCGCCCCGCAGAUCAAGGAUAGAGCCACCAAUUGGCCUACCACCAAGUCUGAUUAGCUUCAUGCGUAAGAAUGUUGGCAAGGAUCUAUCGACUAUAUCAAUGCCUGUGUCCGCCAACGAGCCUCUUUCUCUUCUACAGCGAGCCGCAGAGCAGCUUGAAUACUCCCAGCUUCUUGACAAGGCGGCCAACGCUACUGAUGCUCUGGAGCGGUUGAUAUAUGUGACCGCUUUUGCGCUCUCGCAGUUUUCUAGUUCUCGAAUCAAAGAGCGGACUAUUCGCAAGCCUUUCAACCCCAUGCUAGGCGAGACGUAUGAGCUUGUCCUUCCAGAGAGAGGGUUCCGUUUCAUUGCCGAAAAGGUCUCUCAUAGACCCGUCCAGCUAGCAAUGCAGGCAGACUCGCGCGACUGGAGUUUUAUUCAAUCCCCCAGGCCUACGCAGAAAUUCUGGGGAAAAUCCGUCGAGAUUAUCACUGAGGGCAAGUCUCGGUUAACGCUUCAUUCGAGUGGGGAGCAUUUCAGCUGGUCUGCUGGUACCCAGUUCCUGCGUAAUAUUAUUGCCGGCGAGAAGUAUGUGGAACCUGUCGGCGAGAUGUGUGUGCUCAACGAGACCACCGGUCAAAAGACAAUCGCCGUAUUCAAAGUUGGAGGCAUGUUCUCCGGCCGUAGCGAAGAGGUUACAGUCAAAGCCUACGAUACACAUGGCGAAGAACUACCACUUGGUCUGCAAGGGAACUGGACCUCGUCCCUCCAGCUGACGGAGCACGGGAGCUUGACAGACAAGACCAUAUGGGCUGCUGGGCCCCUGGUCGACAAGCCACAGAAACACUACGGCCUGACUGAAUUUGCAGUGACCUUGAAUGAAAUCACAGCGGUUGAGCAGCGGAAACUACCUCAAACAGAUAGUCGCCUUCGUCCUGAUCAACGCGCCCUGGAAGAAGGCAAUGUCGACGAAGCAGAAGACGUAAAGGCACGGCUAGAAGAGGCCCAGCGUCACCGCAGGAAAGAGAUGGAGCAAAAGGGCGAGACAUGGCGCCCUAGGUGGUUUACACAGGUUGAUGUCGACGGCCUAGAUAACGGAGAUGAUAUAUGGAAACUCCGUACAGGCAAGGAUGGAUACUGGGAAGAGAGAGCAAAGGGUGAGUGGACGGGGACCACACCCAUCUUCCAGUUAUAA